CCUUUUGCUCCCCUUUUUUGGCGUUGCUGUAUGCGACAUAUGCGAUUAGACGGCAAAACACAACGGCGAAUCACUUUUUUUCCUGUCUAUGCGAAUUAUGGAAACGGAAAAAUUGGGUCUUUUCCACAGUUUGUCUUUUCUCUUACUCUCUCACUCUCCUUGUUAUAUGUAGAGACUCUUAAAUGUGUGUGUGUGUGUGUGUGUGUGUGUGUGUGUGAUACAACACAGUGCAUACAAGACACCAGAAUUGCCCUCCCAUACGCAACACCUCGCUCUCGAUUCCAAUCAUGUUUUGAAUCCUUCUUGGCAGUCUCUUGGAAGAGCCUAUUUGACAUUCCCGUAGAACAGAAUUAUUUUUGGGUGUGGGUGAGUGAGUGGAGUAUUUCUGUUUCCAAAGAUACUGUCCUGCUUGGCGGCGAUUGGCAUUCCAGAAAGACUUGCCGUAUGGAGCGUAUAUCCAUUGGCGCUGACAAUGCAGUGAAACACGUCUGGUCGAAUUGA
Molecule: messenger RNA, 501 nt
Organism: Periconia digitata
Lineage: Eukaryota; Fungi; Ascomycota; Dothideomycetes; Pleosporales; Periconiaceae
Source: the annotation of a GenBank genome assembly